Messenger RNA from Recurvomyces mirabilis, 564 nucleotides. RefSeq lists its product as uncharacterized. The record is from RefSeq and is a predicted model, not a curated record. The transcript is spliced from 2 exons. Bases 1 to 564 code for a protein of 187 amino acids. NCBI's taxonomy places the organism in Eukaryota, Fungi, Ascomycota, Dothideomycetes, Mycosphaerellales, Teratosphaeriaceae.
AUGGUCACGAGCAAUGGUGUUCGGGUCUUUCUUAGGCGCCGUAACACUGACAACACCCCGGGCGUCCAGAUUGCAGAACACGACAAUGAACAUCUUAUACCGGUAUAUGAUGGUUUUUGUGAACUUGGAACAAGCUGCCUUACCGCCGAGACUCCAGGCCAGAGGUUCACAGUCAAUGUCAGCAUCCCUAGAGACUUUGACCUCCGUGAUGCGGACGGGGUGAAGCUUGCUACCGCUAUCGGAUCAAGCGAUCAGAUGGCCCAUACCAUGACAAACGUUCAGGCAUGGUUUCUGUCGGGUCUAGCAAUCCGCCGGCAGGAGGGAAGCGCAAUACAAUUGCCGUUCUUCUUGAAUUGGGACGCGCACGGCCGGCGCACGAGAGACAAGGACUACCGGAUGCCGAAAUGUGCUCGUGGAGGCCCGCCACUAGCUCUAUAUGAGUUGAGACCGUCGUGGAACGCCCACGUCGGUGCCGUCACGGUUUUCCUUCAGCGAGUCGACAUCAGAAAGUCUCGGGGUCCGCUUGAGCCCAGCAGGACUGUGCCUCCGGCGUUUGAAAGGUAG